This is a messenger RNA of Nasonia vitripennis (jewel wasp), 15639 nucleotides long. RefSeq lists its product as uncharacterized. The transcript has 31 exons. Gene Ontology annotation, biological process: regulation of gene expression. The record is from RefSeq and is a predicted model, not a curated record. NCBI's taxonomy places the organism in Eukaryota, Metazoa, Arthropoda, Insecta, Hymenoptera, Pteromalidae. Gene Ontology annotation, cellular component: nucleus. The coding region runs from base 2760 to 14717 and encodes 3985 amino acids.
GUCUCGAGGUGGGGGAUCGCCAGUCACCUCGCCAGCACAGCACAUUUUGCCACGACGUCAUUCGUUCGUGUGCUCGCGCGACGUGCAGUCGAGGGUCCGUCGUUCGUUGCAUCUCCAGGAGUUUCGUCAGCUAUUUUUUACAGUUUCAGUGUGGAAAUCGUGCGGAAGACACGGUACACCUCCAGAGUGCUGCAUAACGUGUUUGUCGCGGUAUAGAGUUCGCUCUUCUACGACCCACGACUCAUUUUGACGUUUCCCGUUCAUCUGUCAAACACCAUAUCUACGAUCAUUUAUAAGGAGUUAUAGUUCCAUUUUUUGUUAUAACUGUGCCGGAAUACUCGUUUGUGCAACUACUCACUUCCAUAGAAACGCGUGAAUCUGGAACGAGCUAAAAUAGCCUGAAGUGCAAGCUGCUGAUCGAGAAUUGUUAACUUGAGAAAAGGCUCGCAUUUCAGUGCGUAAAUAAUUUUCGCUCGUUCCGCCGAUUCGUCAUCGGAGAGUCGUGACUUCGACUGGAAACAAGCUGCUAAUACACAUACAAACUCUGUCUUUCUUAGUAUUUCCUUUACAGUAGGCGACUUGGCAAUAAUCUCGCAGACCUCAAGACACGUCUCUAGUAACGCCGUACGGAAUGAGCCAGAGUAAACAACGAUUUCUGUAACCGAGCAACGUCAAUAAACAAAAUCUGACUCAAUUUUACCGUAUUCCAUUAAAUUGAAUAAUCCUCUCACAACGAAUCGUCAGCAGCCAAUCAAAUGAGCGCAACUGAAACUCGAUGUAUAGACUAAAUAUAGAUACCAAACUCGACUCCGAAUUUACAUUUCAAAACCAAAGAGUCCCAAUAUAAGUAGGAGCGCCAGGCCAAAGUCCGAGAGAUCCCUCGAGAUACACUAUCGGCGGAAAGUAGACGGCCGAAAGCCCGUAUACAGAACCUUCCCUUUUCGCCAUACCUCUCUGAUGGCGCAGACAGAGCGAGCGCCGUCCAUUUUAUAUUCGCGUCUCUCUCGCUCUCUAGCCUCGCAACCUAGCGCCUAUAAACGCAAACGUACACGAUAUACUCUCUUGCGUCCGUCGUUCAGUGCACGACGGAGACGAGCUGCUGUCGCAAGUAUUUACAGAGGAGAGCGAGAGAGAGAGAGAGAAGGAGCAGCCGAGUAGAGUUGUAUUUGUAUCUCUCUCGGUUGGCGCCAAAAAGGAGAAAGGAAAGAAAUAGUCCACUUGCAGUGCUGUGCGCGGAUCGAGCAGUAGGUACCGUGUUGCGCAACAGCGCAGGGAAGCUACUACAUCGUCGUCGAAUUAAUGCACACGCGUGAAAAAACGUACAGAGAACACAAGCAGCGAUAAAGAGAUAGUGCGCGCGUGCGAGGAAGACCGAGUGUACAGAGAAAGAGCGGGACGGAAGUGAAGAGUGCUAGCGAGGUGGUAGUCGUCGUAGAGCUCGAGAGUCUCGCUUUCGUUGUCCAUACUAUGUAUACACCCUUGGUAGAUCGCGAGACUUCUUAGCCGCUCGCGAGAGAGAUGUUCUGACCGUUUGCGCGCGCGCUCGCGCGUCUUUGUUCUUCCCCGCCUGUGGGAGAACGUAGCCGAGUCUGCCCUGGAUUUUUUACUCGGACGCACGUGGUGCGAAAAGUCUACUGGUUAUUCCUCCUCCUCGCCGGUGGAGAGGCUGUCUCUAUUGUGUGAGUGUGAUGGGUGCAUAUCGAUCGUGUCGUCGAAACGGGCCCGAGAGAGUUACGCCUCGUUAUAAGCGCCCGCGGUCGACGGUGCUUACGUCGCUUUCGAGAGGACGCGAUUGUACAAAGCAGUUAGCUCUAGAGAGAGAUUACCAGUAUCAUCUACCUGCGCAAGGAAAGUCGCCGUUGGGAUCGUAGAAUGUGCCGUGUAUAUAGCUAUAUAUAUAUACAGGCUGGAAGAGUUCGCGAGACUAUUGAUUGCCCGGAAGGCAGCUGUUUUAAUAGCCCUUCGAUCGUCAUUUACUUUCGAUUCUUUUUUCAUUGGACGACGAAUCGUAAAUUGAAAUAUUCGAUUAAUUUUAACCGCUGGAUUAGCGUGAGUUGUGGGCGUACGAAACCGACGCUUAUUUUACUUUGAACAGGCAAAUCGAGUGCACUCCAGCGUGCCAUAUGAAUGCGCGGUUAAUCAAUAAUCCGUAAGAUUAUUCGAGUACGUUUGCUCGGAACGAAAUUUAGUCUCUUCGUUGUCCAUCGCGUAUAAAUCUUGAACACCGCGAAGUUUGUUAAAGCACAGCAUGAAGUUGAUCGACGUUCCUAUUCGGAAAACAAAAAGGCAUCUCGCGAUACUUUCCAUCUCUAUAACAACCAUCGAGAGAAGUGAUCCCAGGCAGUUCGCGACGACGCUUGCAUUAUAGUGCACAGCUAAGUGUAACACGCAUAUAUAUAUAUCUCCGGCCGAGACACAUAUAGGUGCAAAAUGCAGUGAGCAGUCGCCAUACUGGGUUAAUCCAAAGGCUCUAAUAUCGUGUUUCGUUAUAUUUCGCGUGUCUGCCCGUUUCGACGACUCGUUGAAAUAAGCUUGACCGUGAAAGAGAGACAAAGAGAGAGAGAGAGAGAGAAAGAGAGAGGGGGGAAGCUACGUAGAAAAAUUAAGAAUGGCUUCGCUGCAGGCGCAUUACAACGGUGCAAAGACAAUAAUUCGCUGGUUGCCGGAAUGUCGGCUAAAACUGAUAAAGUAGGCGACGAAACUUCGAGGGCUCAAACUUUUUUUAUACAAAACAGGUGAAUACGUAAAUAGGAAGCAAAAUGGAGAGCCACGAAUAUGAAAGGAAGUUUCGGAGUAUGCAACAGUAUCUUCCAUAUUUGGAAGAGAAGAUCGAUGCGAUUAAAAAGAUCAAACUUAGAAUUACUUUUCCGGAUCCGGAGAGGGAGACUAAACUCAAACGUUUACAAGUGAUGUACUCGAUACUUACCAAUAGUCAAAAAAAAGUAAAUGUUAAAACUCUCGAGAAAUUUGAGUCCAUAAUACGGAAGAUGAUAGACCAGGAUGAGAUAGAUCGACAGGCUCAUAAAAGUUGUUCAUCAAAAAAAGACAUUAAUCCCUAUCACAAUCCGGACAUCAUCAGGCCAGGCAGCAGUUGUAGUACUGCUAGCGGCAGCAGUAUUAGUUCCAACGCGCACAAGAGUAACAGAAAGGUCUUCGACGACACACCGGCCUCGCCGAGUCCACCGCAUAGUCCACCGUCUCAUGAUUCGAGAUCCGCACCCAUUAUAAUCCCCACAGAACGACGCCCUCGCUAUGUGCCGGUCGCUGAUUCGCCACCACGUGUCUCUGUGUCAGGUCGGGGUAGGAACUACUUCGGUAGGAGUCCUUCACCAGAACCACAGUCAGCCAUACCUAAUGUAGUACCUAUCUCAAAAGUUGACAUUAAUCAAAUGCAACCUGGGGAAUGGGACACAGACGAAGAAGAUGAUAGGCCUGCGCCGAUAAACAAACGACCAGAAAUCGUGGUACCAAAACCUCCAGACGUAGCCGCCGCUGCUAAGAAGCUGGGAGAAACGUUUCCUUUCAAGAAGGAAGAAUUCAAGCCUGUGCCGAAACGAGAUAUGGAAAAGCCGCCGCACAUACCUCAUCCAUCGGACAAUAUACCAACGGUGCCAGUAAACGCAUUGGGUGGCUCGCGGCGUCUCGCAUCCGUGAUCGAAAAGACGAAUCUCUUGAACGAGCGCUCGAUUAACAGACUUCUUACGAGUCAUCGGCCAAUCUCGCCACCGCCAGGUCUUAACGACGAUAUCAUAAGAUCACCGUCUGAUCACCAUAUGCGCCAGCCGCCUGCCUCGGUGCCGUUCUCACCGACGAUGCGUGAUUCGACGUCAUCCGGUCCUGGUAUGCCGUCGUUGCUCUUAAGUGCUCCACCGACUCGCGCACCCGUACCUCUUGAGGAUAUUGUUGGUCUCAUGGACGACAAUGAACGUAACAAUCUAAGGAGGAAUGACACUGCCAAACAGCCGAGCACCGUAAGCUCUAGGCCUAUGCCAGUGCCACCGUCGAGGCUAGCAAUGCCCAACUCGUCACCGGUCGCCAUGAGCCCUAGGUCAGAUGGGAGUACGAUGUCUCCUUUGCAUACGGAUCCUAGACUAUCGGGUGAUCCACGAUCACGGCCAACAAACGACCCCCGCAGUCACAAUGUCAAUCCUCGUAGUCAUAGUAUCGAUCCACGAAAUCAUAAUAUCGAUCCUAGAAGUCACAAUAGUGACCCUCGAAGUCACCCGCCCAUGCCAUCAAGCGAUCCGCGGAGCCAUGGCAAUGCGGUACCAAGAUACGCAGACAAUUACGAGAGGCAUAAGCGCACGAUACCUGUACCUGAACCACCGAUGCCACCUAAUGACUAUGGCAGACAAAGGCAAAUGGAACAGUUUGGGCCAGAUAAUCCGGGUAUGAUGACGCAGCCGUUGCAUCCGGUUCCUAAUCCUGUACAAGUAUCAGGCCCAGUUCCAGGUCCAGCUCCAAAUCAAAAUCCUAUGUAUAAUCCUCACAAUCAAAUGGGUCCGAUGAAUUACGACUACCGCAUGGGCCCGGUUUCGGACAGCUACGGUAACGUUAAUGUAGGCCCUGCCAUGCAGUCGACCCAGCAACAAUGGAACGGUCCACCGCACCCUCAUAUGCAACCUGGUCCUCCACAAGCUCCGCACCCGUUCCCCAUGGGUCCAGGUAUGCGCGGGCCUGAGUCACAAGGCUGGCAAAACUCAGGACCAAUGUAUCCUGAGAUGCAACAACCCCUAAUGAUGAAUGGCGACGCUAGGAUGGGUGGCGGCUAUCCUGGACCUAUGCCGCCUAACAUGGGUCGUGGCAACACAUCCCACAUACAGCCACUGAUGAGCACCAACACCCGCUACCCCAACUAUCAGGAUACGGCGAGACCAUACGACGAGUUCCAGCGCUCUAGGACCUGGGCUGACACCAACAAUCGCGAUCAGGGACGGCCUUUCGGCGGCAGACCCAAUACAUCCUUCAACCGACCACCUGCUGUCAACUCCUGGGGUGGUAACAAAGAUGGGCCGCGACUGAAUAGGGACCCAAGGGUCACUUCCGGAGAUCGGGAUCCCAGGAAUCAGCAUCGUCCCGAACAACCUAACAGAUCUUCUACUCCAACCCCGAAAGAGCCACCUCUAACGAAAACGAUCAAAGGGCCACCCCCAGGCAAAGAAGUGCACCCGAAUAAGCUCGCCAAACAGGUGGCUGCCGAGAAGGAAACUGCAUCUAAGAAGCGACCUGAACUUCACAAAUUAGACUCGAAUAAGUCUAAGGAGAAAGAUAAAGAUAAAGAUAAAGAUAAAGACAAGCAUAAGAAUAGAGAUAAAGAUAAGUCAAAAAAGAAACCGGGAGAGUCGAUGAAGUCUCCCCUUACAGAUCUUUAUGGCACUAUAGACGCGAAGAAAGCCGUAACAGGAAUAGGACUGCAAAAGUUUAAAAUACCCAAAAAAAGGCCUUCUGCCGAUACUCGACCAGAGCCACAACCGGUUACUGAGGGUAAUUGCGAAGACGAUGAUCGUGUCUCUUCAGCUUCUCCCGGCCAUGAAUCCGCUACCAAAAAUCAGCCCGAAAGCAAAACAUCGAAAAAGCAAUCCAAGACUAAGGCUAGCGACAUAAUCAAAGAAAUAGUGUUCAAUGACUCUUCAGACAAUGAUGUUGAGAAUUUAUCUGAGAUAAUAGAUCUACAAAAGCGCAAAAAGUCAAAGAAAAUCCGGAACCUUAGCAAAACUGAUUUGUCGGUUCUUGUAAAGUCUCUUAUGAAAAAAUUGAAAGAGAAAAAGGGCGGUGGCGACUCUUCGUCAGACGAUGAUGAUGAUUACGAUUGCAGCGAUGCCAAAGACGACGACAACGAUGUUGGCAACGGUAAAGUAAGUCCUGCACCUUCUCCCACAAAGAGUAAACUCGUACAGAAGAAGAGACGGAAAGCAAUCAUUGAGUCGUCGUCCGACGAUUCGGAGUCUGAAUCCGCUCCUCCGCCCUCUUCGUCGUCAAAAAAAGAUAAGAAGAGGUCAGAUUCGAAAAAAUCGACCAGUGAUGUUAAAAACAAGGAUCCUGAGAAAACAGAGAAGGAGAAGAAAAACGAUAAGAAGAGUUUGAAAAAGAAGUCCAAUAAGAUUACCGACGAUUCAGAAUCUGGUAAGGAAAAAGAGGAUACGUUACCAGAGCCCAGUCCCGCAACUGAGAAAGAAAGCGUCCCUGCAGAAACCCCUAUUGUUUGCACUAUGACAACUACCACUACAACAACCACUACCAAUGCUCCAGUCAAACCAAAGCCAAAGCGUCGUUUCCGUGAACUUGACAUGCUGCAGGAAGAUCUAAAGUCCAGCUGGAUAUGCGAUGGUGCCAUGAAGGCCACAGGUAGUCGCACGUGCAGUUUAAAGAAUAAACCGCAGGAACCCGAACACGCAACAGACGAUGAACAUUCUACAUCACCUGCUAAGGGUGCAGCUCGUAAACUGAAGAAACCAGCAGUACCAAAAUCAAAGGCUGCCUCAAAAGUAAAAAAAGCCACUUCAGAAUCGAGUUUACUUGCAAGCUCAGACAGUGACGAAGACAUGCCUCUGGCACGCAGAUCCGAGGGUUUUGGAACCGACACAAGUAGUACUACUUCAACUUCCAAAUCAAAAAAAGACACGUCGCCAAAGGCGACAAAUAGAAAAUCCCGUGCUAAGAGCGUUCCUAAAGUGCCGCCUCCGCUUUUUGACAGUUCGUCCAAUGACAGUUUCAAUUUGGACCCAUCGGCUGUCGAACCAACUACUGACAUAUCUCUGCACCCUGAGACCUCCGGAAAGGGCAAGAAUCCGAAGAAGAGCGCUAAAAAGACUGCUUCUGCCGAUGCGGAAUCUUCAUCGGACGAAAGUUUCGUAUCGAAUACAUCGUCGUUGCUACCAGAGAAUUCGGCGAAACCGCGCGAUAACAAUGCGGAGCUCCUCGAUGACGUUAUAGCUGAAUUGGCAAGAAAGACUGGUAAGAAGAAGCAAAUCAAGAAGAAAAAGAGCAACUGGCAGAAUGGCAUUGUUUCAAAGAAAAAGAAAAAGAAGGCAGUUAAUAGACUGGACGAGAGUACGAGCCACGAAUCAGCUGUUGAUACGUCGAUGGCGAACGAUACUGACGCAACCAAAGAGGCAGAGACCAGCGAGAAUCCUGAUAGGCCCAACGACGACGAUGAAGUCGGUUUUCGAUUAACGUCGGAAAAUGCUAGUGCCAAUGUACAAGAUGACGAGGAUUUAAGUAAAAGAGUUGAUGCUGAAGCUCUUAUUGCUUACACGUACAACGGCAACGAAAAGUACCAAUGUCUACUCUGUCCGUUUUACCGCAAGAACAUCGUUCAUCACUACAAGAUGUCGCAUCCUCGGAAAGAGGUUCUCAUAUCUCGUUUACCAGUGGAGGGAGCCAAUCUCGCUAUAGAAGAGUCUGAACGACUUGACUUUGAAAACAAUGCAUCACCCAUGGAUAAGGACACCGGCAAGUAUAGCUGUCGAUUUUGCACAUUCACGUCCAAGGGCAUUGACAGCUGCGCGCGUGAGAGCUUUUAUGAGCAUUGUACAAAUCACACAGGCGAAUAUCGCUUCUCAUGCUUAAACUGCAACUACGAAGCCAUAGCCAAGGGAUCUAUACGCACACAUUACUACAAGGAGUGUAGAAAGCUCACACCCAUGAAGAACUUUAAUGAGGCGGUGAUUGAGUGUCCGAUCCCCGAUGAGGAUCGGAUAUACGGUUAUUUGUGCGGAAAGUGUAACUUUGUACAGCUAAAGAAGAGCAACGUAGAACAACACGUUAAAAGAUGGCAUAGUAAAGAAUCAGAUACCGUAAAGAUAAUCAAAAUUGAUAUGUCACUAAACUUAAAAAGAGACGUCGAUGUAAAAGUAAAACCCGAAGAUUUGGUGGAUGAAUCGAUUGUUCCGCACAACAUCGCACUGAAGAAUGAAAAGGAAGCGAUUGCCGAGUCUGAGACUAAGGAAGUCAACGUUAAACCAGCUGUUACCGAUGAGUCCGCGGCAGAAAUAGAAAACGAAGCUGAAAAUGAAAAUGAAAUCAGUGUGAUGAUGGAGGCAACUGAGCAUAAACCUCCCAAAGCUGAAAAAACUGAAAAGAGUAGUAAUCUCAGCGCCUUUGUUUGUCCUGAUGAACUUGUUGAUAAAGAUGUAGAAAUUCAAAAUGAGCGCAAAAAGAAAAUGCAGGAAAUUGCGCAGAACAUUGGAAUCAAGGUUGAUAAAGAAGAAGGUCAAAAGCGACUAUCUAUCACCGAUCAACUUAAAAAUAAGAUAGCAACAUCGCUACCAGCUGCUGAGCCUGAACUUGCCAUUUCUGAAAAAGUCGAAGCUUCUGAAGGUGAAGCGAAUGGGUCGAUUGGACCAGCGGAAGAUGUUGAGGAUCCACUUCAUAUACCUGAAGAAGGAGCUGAAACUAAACCGGCAGAAGCUACUGUUACCGAAGCUCCAGCUGAAGUAUUGUUGCCUGAAAAGUUAAAAGAUGACCCUGAAGUAUCUGAUGUAUCUGAGAAAGAGGAUAAAUCUAGCGUAAAAAUGAAGGAUCCACUUGAGUUUGUUAAUGAAGCAACUAAAAAAGAUAGUGAUGAUGAAACGAGUUAUGAAGAAACAAAUGUCGGACCUGUUCAAUACGAUUCUGAUUCAAGUGCUUCGCAGUCUGAUCAUGAAAUGGCAACCGAUGUUAAUAGUAUCCUUCAGAAUACCGGUGAGAUGCAUUCGCCUUCGAAAGGUCAGAUGAUGACAACAAUACAACGUCUCGCGGCGCAGCUGCAACAAAAACCUUUAGAUACACCUGAUUUACCUGAAGGUGAACCUGAGAGUAUUAAUGCAGAUGCGCCAGAUGUAGAAGUAAAGGUAGAAAAGACUUCGCCAAAACGUCCUGGUGAUGACAUGGCCAUUCUUUCACCUACUAAAAUAAAAAAGGAAGUUAAAAGAGAGCCUAUGUCACCUCCUUCACAGGUUAGAAAUGAAGGCGCUAGAGUAGAUGAUAACACUCAAAAGCCGGUCAUCCGAAUAAGAAGGAUUAGUGGAGAUAAGCUUUCUAAAGGUGGAGAACCAGAAUUAACUUCGAUGGCCACUAUUGAACGUGUUCAAUCUAAUGCAAACGAAGAUGACUCAGGAUUUUUAAAGAUUGCGAACGUCGUUAGUCUUGCCGAAAAUGAAACUGAUAAUAAAAUGGUAACACAUAUAAGAAAGGCCAUGGAAAAUUCUCCGCAAAAGAACAAAGGUUUAUCUGUUCUUAAAAAAUCGAAUUCCUUCAUUUUAAAACGAGUUGAUAACAAUGAAACUGUAAAGUUGAUCCCAAUAACUAUAGCCGGAAACUCGAGAGCGGUAACUAAAGCAGAUAAUUUCAUUUCGAUUGGCGGUCAACAAGCUAUGGCUAUUAAACUUGAUAAAGGCGUAGCUGUACCGAUUACAAUGGGUACGUCUGGCAAUGCUGCAACAACGCUAGUUAGCUCAUCAAAUCAACCCUUUAAGUUUCUUAAGAUAGCUGCACCCGAGCAGGUCUCAGUAGCCAUUAAGCUCAAAUCAGCCAAUGUCUACGAAAAAAUGCUCAAGGACGACAAACUGGUGCAUAUGUUUAAAUGUAUGGGCAGAGAUUGCUGUUUUACCACAAGUACUGAACAGGCUUUCCACAAACACUUAAGGAUACAUGAAGAUGACGCAGGAAAUAAAGGAAAUAACGAACAACCUAAAGAUUACUUUAAAUGUGCCUACUGUUAUAUUGAUUGCAAGAGCUAUGACGAACUAAUGUUCCAUCUGAAGAAACAGCAUAUUUUCUGUAGAUAUUGCUGCAAGUACUGCUUCUAUCGUGCAUUUGCCUACUCUUAUGUCGAAAUACAUCAGAAAACUUUCCACCAAAUGAAAAAAGUUCAUAUUCUCGUGGUUAGUGAAGAACUUGUCCAAAUGCCACCACCUUCAAAGAGAUUGGAACGCAAACAAAUUAUUAAGCCGUAUGUCUGCGUCCACGAAUGCAACAAAUAUUUCUUCAUACCUGAAGCGUUUGUGCUACAUCUUAAUAUGCAUCAUGCAAAUAUACAGUCCAACUUCAGAUGUCAUUUGUGCCUGACUACUGUUCCAACUGUUGACAAUUUAAUCGAGCAUUAUAAGCAGCAUGGUUAUUUUAAAUACCAUUGCAUGUACUGCACUCAUGGCUCGGCAUCUAUGAAAGAACUACACAGCCAUCUCAGCUCAGCUCAUUACAACCAACCUCCACACAUUCUCGAAAGGUGUCUACCGCGCGAGAUCUCGAAAAAUAUGAGUGCUAUUGACCAGCUCCGUGUGCGUGACGUUGAUGCAAUCUACCGUCAAAGAAGGGGCGCUUUCGAAGAUGAGCACAACGGAAAAGUACCUAUUCCUGCGCUCAACCGAAAUCCGAUUCAGAAGCCCGCUAGUCCUAUGACUAUAAUACAGCAACAUCCACCUUUGAUGACUGCCAAGGUAAUCACAACAAAGGAAAACAACAACCCUGGCGGGACUUUUGUGCCUCUUACGAAUCUUGACGGGGGUGUUUCCAACAUCAGGAUAUUAGACGCCCGUAGCUUGAGCACCUCUGCAAAUACAAGUUUAUUAAAUCUGGGAAAGAACAUCAAGGUGACUGUAACUGAUCCAACAAACACAACUAAUAAGGACAAGCUAUCUAUUAACAAUGCAAAUAUCGACGACGACAACGAAUUUGUUAGCACCAAUUUGCUUGAUCACACCGAAUUACUAUCUGGCAAAAAGACGAAUCAGUCAACAAAAGCCAAUGUUGCUAAAGCUGAUGAUUACGACAGUGACAUAGAAAUUAUUGAGGAUUACACCGACACUACGACUAACAAAGAGACUCCUCCCAUUAAGAAAGCUGACAUAAAAGAAGAAGUAGCUGACAACUCAAAAACUCAAGAUUCUGAUGAAUCUUCCCCAUCAACAGAAACGUCUGAAUCAGGAACUGUUGACGUUAAAUCCUCUUCUAAACCUAACAUACCUAACAACGAAGGUCGUUUUCUAAAAAUCGAAGACGUGAAGGGUACAGGAUUUGAGGGCAAAGAACUGUUUCAAUGUGGCGUUCAGGCGUGUGUCUUUGCAGCUGAUACCGCUGAAAAUCUGCGCUUGCACAUGGUACAAUGUAGUCCAAAUAUCGAUGAUGGUAUCACCGAACCGACGCCACUUUACUGUGUACAUUGUGGACCCUCAAGCAAACGGUUUAGCAAAGCCACAUUCUUUAUUGAUCAUCUCAAAACGCACGGUCUAAAACGGUUUAGCUGUGCGGUUUGCGAUGCUAAAUUCGCGGUACAGGGUCAGGCUCAGUCGCAUGUUAGAGCCAAGCACAAGUAUGUGAACUCAAAAAUAGUACCAGCUGAUCCGAUGAAUCCAUCGACGGACGGACUGUUCAUUGUUCAUCCAGUUAAAACUUCGGAAAAGCUUAAGAGCAAAAAACACAAGUCUCCAGAGAAAAACGAUCCCUCGAAGUUAGCUGAGUUGGAAAAGACGACCUACAGUCCAGAUGAGAUCGAAAAACUCCCCCUUUCAGCUAUCUUUAUGCGUGCUGCGCAGUGUGCUCUCUGCCCCUACAGCAACAAAGUUCGUACCAACGUAGUCAGGCAUCUGCAAGCUCAUCUAAAGGACGAAAGUGUGCCCGAUUCAAGUCCCGUAAAUCCGGUACCGUGUCUCGACAAGAAAGAGCGCAUGUUCGACAAGAUGGUCAACCUUGCUAGCAGUUCCCACGAGAAUGGUAGAAUGGGUAGCGGUGGCUCUGCGAAUAAUUCUCAAAAAGAGCCAGCGAAGUCUGAAGAAGACGAGGGCGUACCCAAAUACGUUCCUGAAAAUAAAAGAUUCGUCUGCGGAGUACCGGAAUGCAAUUACUUAACGGUUGAUGAACCGAUGUUGCGGCAUCACUUAAAAGCCUUGCACUCGGACGAGCUGUACUUUCGGUGUCCCCACUGCCCUGCGCCCAGCCCAGGCCAGGAUAUCGCUCAAAACAUAGCCCUCGAAAAAAUGGGCAUUCACUUAAAAAUGCACGAUAGCCGACUUUACAAGUGUUCUCAUUGCAUUUACCAUCACUAUCACAGACACUUAGUCGAGCGUCAUAUGAGCGACAAGCAUCCGGACAAACGUCAGUUCGUUAAGGUGAUCCGGGAACUUCAAACUGACCAGUCAGUCGACGAGCCCCAACCGGAGCAGCAACAGCAGGAAGAACAACAGUCGACGACGGCAUCUCAGGAAUCCGAAGAUUCCGCGACUCCGGAUCCCGAUGGCAACACUUGGAAGUGCAACCUUUGCGACUUUAAGUGUGUCUACAAAAACGCCAUGCAAUCGCACGUGAUCAACGCCCAUGAUGAGAAGUGUCAGUUCAAGUGCAAGGCUUGUGGAUUCAGAACCACCACUAAAAUCAAUUUUGAUCCACAUCUUUUGAACAAACAUCCUACCAACCCGAAUGUCGAGUUCAUCACCAUCUUUCAAAGGAUCAAGGGUCUGAAAAAAAUAGAAUCAGAGCCAGCCACACCCCAAGACGAGCCGUUUGAUACAACGCCACUUUGGCGUCGCGACAUGCCGCGAAUCCGACACAUCCGUGGUAUCCUCCUCGAGGAGGAGGACGAAACCGAUACAAUACGAGGAAAGCGCAAGGCCGAUGAUAGCUCAGGCAAAUCGGCGAAGAUUAAGUCAGGCAAGUCGGAUGAUACGAAGUCACCAGAUGUCAAGAAAGCGCGCAUGUCGAUCGACGGUACCAUGAAAUUUGCAGACGGCAACUAUGGAUCGUACGGCAAGCCUGAUGGCAACCAUUACACCUGCCCCAUUUGUGGCGUUUUCAAAUCCAAGUACAAGCAAGACUUCCGCGAUCAUCUUUUCAGGGAUCUUAAGUACUUUAGGUGGACUUGUCCCAAAUCAGACUGCGCGUACAAGUCAGUAAACCGUUCAUCUUUAUCCAAGCACCAUUACAGUAGGCACGGCGAGGAAGAUUUCGAGCCAGAACCCUCGAGUCCUAACGACGAUAUAGAGGAGUGGGUUGCAAUGGUGAUAAAACAGCAAAAUGACAUCAUGAAGGGGAGCGUCCCACCUCCUACUGAAGAAGAUGCAGAAGAGAGCGACUGCGAAGAACUUACCAUUGACGUUAAAGAAGAGGAUGAUAACGAUAUCUCAGAUAACGAUGACGAAAAAGUUUCGUCUGAAGUACUCUCAACACCAGUGACUUGCAAACAUUGUCAGAAGACUUUCGCCAAGUGGCGCGGCUUCAAGCGACACGUGCAGCUUAAACAUCUCAAGCGAUUGACCUUCUUGUGCCCCUACUGCGAUCGCAGCACCAACUCAGAGGCCGAGAUUCUGAAGCAUCUGCGCUCCCAGCAUAAAGGCAUGCCAGAAAAAGUACUGGAAAAUCCGAACCCACAAACGAGUGAAUUGAGCGCAGAGUUCUGGGAGCGCGAGUACGGACUCGUAGUGCCCAGUCAAAAGAAGAAGCGCAAGAAACCGGAGGACAGUGUAAACGACUCAGUUAGAGAAUAUGCCUGCGAUAAGUGCGAUUUUAUUGCUAUGAACAAUGCUGGACUAAAGAGCCAUUUGAAAACGCACGAGGUCAGAGUCAAGCAAAAGUGCGAGUACUGCACAUUUAGCAGCUUCAAUCCAUCCGAGAUGCGACAACACUGGGAGGUGAACCACCCUCAUCUCGAAUUCAAGGUGGAAGAAGCCAUCGUGAUGUCAACUUCAUCGAAUUCCGGAAAUUCGAACGUACGCACUGCGAAGAAAGCAAAACUUGACGAAGAGAAAAAGGCGACCGUAUAUUACUGUUACUAUUGUAAUAUGGGCAGUACGUCGCUUGAUGCUAUUCGAAGUCAUUGGAAAAUGAUACACACUAACGAUAGCAAAUCUGCUAUUUUCAAGUACAAGGAGCACAGCGAGCCUAGAGUGAAAUGCGCCUAUUGCGCUGAACCCGGUACCAAAUCCAUCCUCGUCAAUCACAUCUGGCAGAAGCACGGCAAUGACAAGCCUGUUCUGCUGGUUGAGAGGGACGAGAAUGGUUGGAUGUGUAAAUGGUGUAAGGGAGAGUUUUUCACGACCAAAGAAGAAAUCGAUUCCCAUCAGAAGAUGUUCCACUCGCACUUACCCAUGAACUAUAAAAUUAAGCGACGGAUCUUUUCGUGCAAACAGUGCACUUUUGAAACUCUAUAUUUCGAUAUGAUGCAGAAACAUGCGAAGAAUCAUUUGAAUUCUUACAAGUGCAAACAUUGUGUCAGUGUAUUUAAAACAUUUGCCGCAGUCAAGUCGCAUUUCAAGAUCGCUCACCCUGAUAAAGAACCUGAAACUUGUACAAUUACGACCGACGAUCUCAACAAAGAAAUCGAAACCAUUCUCAGUGAGGCCGCCGUUUUCUCCGAUGUUCAACUUUCUCCUGUCAAGGUAUCAACGUCACCCGUGAAGACGCCACCUACAAGUCCAAGAAUCGCUAAGAAGUCGACUACAAAGCAGUCGGUGGUCAUACCUAUGCAACCAUUCCCAAAUAAGAUUAAGGCCGUGGCCAGAAAAUCGACGAACCCUCUGCCUAGAUAUCCUGCGGGGACUGUUUUUGAGACGGAAAACUUACCGAAUUAUGUGUCGUAUUAUGGUAAACCGACUGUUCCAGUUGAUUUGGGCAGUCUUAACACGAUGCUUGCUAUAGGUGGAUUAAAAAUGAAGGUCGAUUGUGCGAAAUUAGCUGAAAUGCUCAACAUUGAGCCAACUUUAAAAAUAAAGGAUUUUAUGAAGGAGAGGGGUAGGGAUCAUCGAUGAAGAAUCCAUGAAACGUAAUUCUAAGUGGUAAUUCAGAUCAAAUAAGACACGAACUGAAAACUUGUUUUCAUUUUCUCUUUUUUUUAUGUUAAGUUUUUAUGUUAAGCGAGGAUAUCAUUUUCUAGACGAUUCAAGUAUCUUCGAUUCAAAUAAAAUAAUCAAUUUUUGAUAAAAGUAUAAUUAACUUAGAAAUUUUUUUUCUGUUUCACAGCAUUUGCUUCUUAUAUAAUUUUGAGGAAAAUUAUCAUACAAUUCAAAUCGAUUGGUUGUAAUAACAAUCACUACUUUUAAUCACGAAUGGUAUAUUUUUAAUAAAUCGGUGUUUAAUCCGUUUCAGUAGAUUAUAGCACUAAAAUAAUAUGGCUAUCAAUAACGUGAAUCAGUGAUACCCACGUGAUAUAUUUUAUUGCUGGAAUAUUUUUUAAUUUGUAUUUAAAUCAUGAUCAAUCCUAGUAUAUUUAUGAAAAAGUAAAAAAGCGGAGUCAAUUGAUCAGCAAAUAUGAAUUUCUAGCGCAACCAGUAUAUUUAUCAAUAAAUGUCUGUAUAUGAUUAUUUUUUGUAAAUACUUCAAUAAGUAAAUUAAUUUAAUGUUAAUACAUCUUUAAAUCGUGAUUCAGUUCUUACAUUAGACUUUUUUAGAAUUUACUUCUUGUAUGAAAGAGUUUUAAUUUGUAAAUGGUUUCAUAAAACUCUAAUAAUAAGAUUCAAAGAUGGAAGUAAUGCAGUGUGUCAUUGCAUUUGAAUUUUGUACGUACGGAACAAACUCUGUCUCGAAAAACAGUAGUGAGCCUGAUAGAAAUUCGAUAAUCAGUUCGUUGUAGUAAAAAUAACAUAAAAAUGCUUGAAAACAGAGGAAGACUGAUGAUGUGUGGAAACCUUUGAAAAACUUGUAAAUAUAGUGUACAAAACCUUAAAUAAAUAU